AUGUUAGCAAGAAAAUGUUUAGGUUGUUUAUUAUUAAUAAUAUUCUCGCUUUUGAUCGAAUGCGUAAUAACUGAACUAAUUACAUUGUCAAUAAUUGGUUCCGCGGUAGCGGCUGGUGGUUGGUACAAAUGGGACACCUUAAAAGACUAUACCAUUUGUAAACACAUGGAAUGUUGUAAUGAUGACCAUGUGCCUUUCGAUAUAAAUAAGUUAAAAUUAUCGCUAUCACAAAGGAUGUUCGGACAGCCUUUAGUAAAUGAGUUAGUACACAUAUUACAUGCCCAUAAAGAGGCUUUGAACAAUGAUAGUAAAGGUAAUAAGAAAGCUCUGGUAAUAAGCCUGCAUGGUUGGCCUGGUUUGGGCAAAAACUAUGUAUCCACUAUGAUAGCUGAAGCACUUUAUAAGAAGGGUAUGAAGAGCAAGUAUGUAAAGCUAUUUAUGGGAAUAAAAGAUUUUGACUGUAGUAACUUGAAUGAAAAGAAAAAAGAAUUGGUGGCUACGUUGAAUAAAUUAGUUAAAAGGUGUCCAAAAGCCUUGAUAAUAUUUGAUGAGAUCCAUGACAUGUGCCCUACAGUCUUAGACACAAUAAAGCCCAUGCUUGAUCAUCACCAUGCGGUAGAUGGAGUGGAUUACAGGAAUAGCAUUUUUAUAUUCAUUUCAAAUAUUGGUGGACCUCAAAUAGCAAACAGGUUGUUGGAACUUUAUGAGGAAGGUGUAAAAAGGAAUGAUGUUGGUUUUCAUGACUUUGAGCAAAUAAUUAGGACAACUGCAUAUUUUCAAGGUGGCUUUGAAAAAUCUGCAACUAUAGCAAAUCAUUUAAUCGACCACUAUGUGCCAUUUUUACCACUAGAACAGCAACAUGUAGAAAUGUGUGCACUUGCUGAAUUCCAUUCACGGUCUAUAUACCCUUCAAAAGAAAUGAUAUCCGAAGCAUUGUCUGUCAUUACGUAUGGUCCAGAUGAAGAUAGACCGAUAUUUGCCAACAAUGGUUGCAAGCGACUAACGAGACAGAUUCCUUACAUCAUUGCAAAGAACAAAGUAAACACUGAACUUUAG
This is a messenger RNA of Arctia plantaginis, 1056 nucleotides long. Lineage: Eukaryota; Metazoa; Arthropoda; Insecta; Lepidoptera; Erebidae. The record is from the annotation of a GenBank genome assembly.